Penicillium bovifimosum is the source of this 1608-nucleotide messenger RNA. Its product is annotated as asparagine--tRNA ligase SLM5. The transcript has 3 exons. The record is from RefSeq and is a predicted model, not a curated record. Gene Ontology annotation, molecular function: asparagine-tRNA ligase activity; ATP binding; nucleic acid binding. Lineage: Eukaryota; Fungi; Ascomycota; Eurotiomycetes; Eurotiales; Aspergillaceae. The coding region runs from base 1 to 1608 and encodes 535 amino acids. Gene Ontology annotation, biological process: asparaginyl-tRNA aminoacylation. Gene Ontology annotation, cellular component: mitochondrion.
AUGCAGACAUGGCGACGAACCUUCGCCACUUCUGUGGGCAGGUUAAGCCAUAACCCGGUCAAUGCUCGCCCCUCUAUUGUGCGGUGCGCGCAGAUCCUCCAACCUAGUCAGGCUGGUGGAGUCAGCAGCUUCGAGGACCGCGAAAUCAAAGUGAACGGAUUCAUUCGGUCUGUGCGGAAACAGAAGCGCUUCGCGUUCGCAGAAAUAUCCGAUGGCUCUACCGUGGAGCCAAUGCAAGCAAUUUUGAGCCCCGCGCAAGCAGCAGACCUGUCCACCGGAACUGCAAUUGAGAUAUCGGGGAUAUGGAAAGCUUGCCCACCGGGAAAAGAGCAGACUCAUGAGCUCCAGGCAACCGAUGUCACGGUUGUAGGCGCCUCAGAUCCUGAGACAUAUCCAAUUCAGAAGAAAUACCACAGCCCCGAUUUCCUACGCCAGAUUCCCCAUCUCCGCAUUCGAACCCCCUUCAACUCUCUCCUCUCGCGCUUCCGGUCUGAGUGCAUGUUCCAACUUGGCAAUGUGUUCCAUUCCCAUCCGGACGGGGCCUUUACACAAGUGCAGCCUCCCCUUAUAACUUCCUCAGAUUGUGAAGGGGCGGGCGAAACUUUCACAUUGACACCACGCGGUGCCGCCACGCCUAGCACAGAGAACGAGCAUUUCUUCCGAGCGCCGAAAUACCUGACUGUAUCGUCGCAGCUGCAUCUCGAAGCCUAUGCUGCAGAGCUGGGCAAUGUAUGGACACUGACGCCCGUGUUCCGGGCAGAGAAGAGUGAUACGCCGCGCCACCUCAGCGAAUUCUACAUGCUCGAAGCCGAAGUCAACUUCACGUCCGAUCUUGACUCACUCACUGGCUUAGUAGAAUACUUGCUGCGCGAUUUGACACGUCGCCUGUAUAAUACCACCGUUGGCCAGGAGCUCUUGUCAGCAAAGCGAUCUGGCGAGGCAGGCCAGGAAAGUGGCGCCGAGGAGGCAGGAUCUCUACGGCAAAGAUGGACUGAUUUAAUGGAUGGCCCGAAAUGGGACCGCGUCACAUACACCCAAGCAGUGGAGAUGCUCCAGCGCGCUGUCGCCGAGGACGGCGCAUCUUUCGAGCACCCCCCAACGUGGACUGGAGGUCUACAGCUCGAGCAUGAAAAGUACAUUGUCGACGUACUCCACCAAGGGCGCCCCGUCUUUGUCACGGACUACCCGAAAUCCGUCAAGCCCUUCUACAUGGCUCCUUCGCAGGUCGCCGACGGUACCAACGUACCCGGAGAGACAGUGGCGUGUUUCGACCUACUCCUCCCCGAGGUUAGCGAGGUCGCCGGAGGCUCCCUGCGCGAGCAUCGCCUACCUGAACUAAUCCAGAAUAUGCGCGAGCACGGUCUGAUCAAAAGUCGACAACUUCAAGAGUCUGGUGACCCAGCUUCGGGCGAGCCGCUGUAUCCCCAUCUUGCCUCUGACGAGGACCUGAGCCACCUCCAAUGGUACGCAGACCUCCGUCGUUGGGGCUCUGCUCCCCAUGGAGGCUUCGGGAUCGGAUUUGACCGAUUUCUGGGAUACUUGAGUGGCGUCUCCAGUAUCCGGGAUAUCGUAGCCUUCCCGAGAUACUUCGGCCGGGCUGAUUGUUGA